AUGGCGUGGCACUGCCCAGACUUGUGUUUGAGCUGGGUUGUUCGGGUUGUUCUUAUUGAGAAAAGUUUUGUUCGUGGUAGUGUUAAUAUGGGUCGGCAUUAUCAACGAUAUGUUUUUGCUGAUCAAUUGGGUGAUCGAGUUCAAGCUAUUGCAUAUUUUGCUGAUCUGAAUGUCCUGGAUGAGAUUUUGCAACUGUUUUCAACGUAUUAUAUUGGAAAUGGGAUUGUUCGUCGGUUAAUGGAUGAUUCAAUAAUGCUUGGUUCCGUUUCGUUUGAAGUAACACUGACACAACAUACUUUAAUCGAGCGGGUUCAUGGUUUAGUUCAAUUGCCAACUGAUAAUCUUUAUAAUUUUACUCGGUUCGGACAUCUGCAGUCACUGAGGCAUUCUCGUGAUGCUAUAAUUACCAUUCUUGGUGUCGUGAUCAAGGUGUUUCCAUUGCAUGUUUUUCUUUUCGGAAGCAGAUAUAUGCGAGUUCAGGAGUUUUUGUUGAUGAAUGAAGAAAUGAUGCCAGUGGUAUUUGCGAUUUGGGAAGAAUUUGUUGAUACGGAUGGAGCACAUCUUGCGCAGAUCGCACAUGAGCAUCCUAUUGUACUGAUUUGCAGGCCUAAAAUUAGCCAUUUUCAUGGUCUUUCUUUGGCUACAGAAAGGAGAACUAUUAUUAUGUAUGAUGUUGCCAUUCGUGAGGCUGAUGAGUUGAGAAGCUGGUAUGAGGGACUCGCAGGGGAUGGACCAAAUUGA
Messenger RNA from Coffea arabica (coffee), 741 nucleotides. Its product is annotated as replication protein A 70 kDa DNA-binding subunit B-like. Lineage: Eukaryota; Viridiplantae; Streptophyta; Magnoliopsida; Gentianales; Rubiaceae. The record is from RefSeq and is a predicted model, not a curated record.